AGAAUGAGCCUUGGCUUAAUACCUCCAACGUCUGCACAUUCGUGGUUCCAUUAGGACCUGCUCCAGCAGAAAAUGUCUCUCCGAAAACAACAACCCCACUCCCGACAACAGCAUCCAACCCUAUAAUUGGGAGAAAAAAGAGAAGUUUGAAAACGAAGCUUGGGCAAGGUCGGGUUGACUCCAGAAGAGACACUGCAAGUGUCGUGAAUUGUCUCGGGCAAGCGUCAACUGGAGCACAGUCCACACUGAGCACUUACGAGGGCACCUACUCUCACCCAGCAUUUGGAGAUUUUUACAUCAAGAUGGAAGGGGACAAACUUCGCUACCACUACGGGACUUUACAGAAAGGAGAGCUAACCCCAACAGGUAAACCUGGCGAGUUCUAUCAACAUUUUGAACACCCUUUGGAGUUUGUGGAGGAAUCCUAUGCAAAUACUCCUUUAACUGUCAUCACGUUCACACCUCUACCUGAACCUGGGAGCUCUAUGGCUGCGGUCAUUACUUUCUUAGGAUCCGACUAUCCCCCAACUUUUAAGAGGGCAUAGAAUACAGCCAGGUGGAGUGUAGGAGAAGAGAGCAAAGUAGAAUAGAUGGGGGAAGAGAGGAAAGGAGAUGAUAGGUUAAGAGAGGAGAGGAGAGGAGAGGAAAACUGAGUAGAACAGACUUCAAGAGAAAAGAGUUAAUGGGAAAAGAAGAGUCGAUGUAACAGGAAGAUAACAGGAAGAUAAUAAGGAGAGUAGAGGAAAGAGAGAGCAAGAGGGAAUUUGUGGAAAUGAGAAGUAGAGGAAAAGAGAUCAGAAGUAAGGAAAGCAGAAUAGAGAAUAUCAAGCGAGUGAAAGGAGAGGAGAGCCGAGUGGUGUAAACGUGAAUUAAAAGAAAAGAAGCAGG
This is a messenger RNA of Aplysia californica (California sea hare), 888 nucleotides long. Its product is annotated as protein flp. NCBI's taxonomy places the organism in Eukaryota, Metazoa, Mollusca, Gastropoda, Aplysiida, Aplysiidae. The record is from RefSeq and is a predicted model, not a curated record.